This is a messenger RNA of Gasterosteus aculeatus aculeatus (three-spined stickleback), 2591 nucleotides long. It is a transcript of the gene pkmyt1, whose product is annotated as protein kinase, membrane associated tyrosine/threonine 1. NCBI's taxonomy places the organism in Eukaryota, Metazoa, Chordata, Actinopteri, Perciformes, Gasterosteidae. Gene Ontology annotation, cellular component: nucleus; cytoplasm. The record is from RefSeq and is a predicted model, not a curated record. Gene Ontology annotation, molecular function: protein kinase activity; ATP binding. Gene Ontology annotation, biological process: negative regulation of G2/MI transition of meiotic cell cycle; meiotic cell cycle; protein phosphorylation.
CUUUGUUUUUGUUUUGUUUUUAUCUCUGAAGACGGUCGAUCCUAAACAGCGGAUUAUGGUCUGUGUAACGAAGUCCCUUCAUGUGAUUCUACUCUUCUAACCAGGAACUGUCAACGUUGUUUCCCUGCAGUUCAGCUAGCUAGCGAGGUUACGUUGUCGUGUUGUUUACUCGGCGCGGCCGAAGUUAGCCGAGUUGUGUUUAUUACGGCGAAUUCAGCAAAGUCACGUUAACUGAAAUGAACACCGGGGUGAAACUGACGUUAUCGCACGUGUAGGAGUUCCCGUGGAUACAGUCAGUUGCGCCACAUUCGGGUUGUACCUCCUGGACCUGCUCUGCAAGUGAGCCGAGCCUCAACGGAUCGACGAGAAUGUAUCGACGAUACGUGUUUCAGACAAUCGGAUGACCCGUCAAACGAGAUAUUCAGGAUGUCAGAUGUAUCAAAUGGAGGAUGAGUGUCAUGCAGCCUCCACUACUUCCUGCUCAUUGUCUUUCAGGAAAGGAGGUGAAUAAAGGGGUCCGGCACCAUGUCGGUGACAGUGGAGACCACAGUGUCCAGAGUGCCGCUCCCCCUCCCGACCCACUUCUCCCACGCAGAGCAGUCCUUUUCCCUCAAGAAGCGGCGCCUCCCUUUUGCCUCCUCUUCCACGUCCGACGCGUCCUUCUCUUCCCCGGCCCGGCUGUCGCAUUCUCUGCCCCCGCUGCCACCAUCCAAGGGGGGCCCCCCGCUGAGCCGGAUGUUUCCCCAGCAUCUGUCCCCUUGGACCCCCCUGUCGCGUUCCCUCAGCGAGUCUCCCCCUCCAGAUUCCGAGUACGAUCCCAGCAAACAGCAGUCGUACUUCAGCCAGUGCUACACUAAUUUGGGCCUUCUAGGUAGAGGAUCCUUCGGAGAGGUCUAUAAGGUGGAAAGCAACAAGGACGGCCGUCAGUACGCAGUGAAGCGAUCCGCUCAUCGCUUCAGGGGCAACAGUGACAGGAACCGCGGCAUGAGGGAAGCCAGGAACCACGAGCGCCUCUGUCCUCACCCUCACAUCCUGAAUUUCGUGGCGGCGUGGGAGGAGUGCGGCCGACUGUACAUCCAAACAGAGCUGUGCAGCACCAGCUUGCUCCUCCACGCCGAGAACAAGCCGCCUGGCCCAGAUGAGCCGGCAGCCUGGGCGUACCUGUGCGACCUCCUCUCAGCGUUGCAACACUUGCACUCUCGUGGUUUCGUGCAUCUGGACCUGAAGCCCGCCAAUGUCCUCAUCACCGACUCUGGCCGUCUUAAGCUGGGGGACUUUGGGCUGCUGCUUGAGCUCACACAGAGCACGGCGUCCGCGGAGGGCAAAGCAAAAGACGACGUCCAGGAGGGAGAUCCCAGGUACAUGGCCCCCGAGCUGCUCCGUGGGAAGUACGGCCCUGCUGCAGAUGUUUUCAGUUUGGGUGUUUCUAUUCUGGAGCUUGCCUGCAACAUGGAGGUUCCAAAUGGUGGCGAGGGCUGGCAGCAGCUCCGACAAGGCUGCCUCCCCUCGGAGUUUACCGGUGGCCUUUCAACCGAGCUUCAGUCGGUGCUGCGGAUGAUGCUGGCCCCGGAACCGUCGGACAGGCCGACGGUCUCCGAGCUUCUCUCCCUCCCCUCUGUCAGGAAACACCGGUGGAGGAGGCGCAUUUAUCUUUUGGCCGCCGAGACCGCGCUGACACUGGUCUCCUUCUAUCAGCUGGCAGUGCGCUUCGGGUGUAGACUCCUAUCGUACCUUCACUGGUCCUUUGCUCCUCACUGGACCAAGCCGUUGCCCUCGACUCCUCCUCAUGGCAGCUGGGACAAGGAUUUAACCCUUCCCCUCAGCGCCAUGCACGCUGACUCGGGGAGCCCAGAGGACGACGCUGUGUUUCUGCUGGAUCCCACAGAGCCGGAGCCUUCCCCCACCUUCUCACACAGGGUUAAAUCUAGACUGUCGGUGGAAAGCACGUCCACUCCUCUCCCGCAUUCCCCGAGGCGCUAUCGGCAAAGCCCCGCCCACACGCCCACUCACUCAAAUCCGGGCGAUUGUUCCUCCUUCAACUCGGCGCACACCCCUUCCAGCAUCCACUCAAAUGGUUCGUGCCGCGCGCUGACCCCCGCUGCGAGCCCCACACACGCCGAGCUUUAUGCGGACCGCACGAACAAAAGCGCCACGCGGAGCCGGCAAUCGUCGUCCAGCAAGUCCUCGCGGCGAGGCGCUCGCAACUGGGUCCGGACCGAGGAGGCCGUGCCGCGGCCCAACUUUGAACCAAAGAACUUGCUCAGUCUGUUUGAGGAUACGGCUGUGGAGGGACAGCCGUGAGCACAAAGCCUAUAGUGAAGAGGAGCUUGUGUUUGAAUGUACCUGAACGGUUUUUGCCAUAUUGUAAUAGUCUUACAACAGCUUCUUUUAAUGAGUAUUUGAAAAAUAUAUAUUUUGGGGGAAAUGAUUGAAUGUGUAAGCAGACCUUGAAAGCACUUUUUUAUGUUUUUGUAAAGGCAAUCUGUCGCUGAAAUGACCUUGUGUGAUGUUAAAUAACUUAUCCGCUGUGUGUACUCAUCAACCUCAUGAGGUGCAGAAGAAAAAUAAAACAUAGAGGGAAUCAAACUGAA